AUGGUAUAUACCUACUACAGCCAGGAUUCCAACUUCCUUGACAUUUAUUCUGACACUUUGUUACUUAGUAUUGUUUUUUCAAGCUGGAGGAAAUCACUUGCCAUUAUCUCGGAACUACUUUCAAGCCACCACAUAGCUUUCAGCAUGAUAGAUGGAUCGCUUCCACUACCAAAACGACAACAGGCUCUAGCAACUUACGAGGGCACAAAUGAUACAAAUGUUCUUCUGAUGACCCUUGGGACCGGUGCCGUAGGUCUUGAUCUCGUGUCCUCAUCUUGUAUAUAUCUGCUUGAACCACAAUGGAAUCCCUCCAUCGAAGAGCAGGCAAUUGGCAGGGCGUUACGACUUGGUCAGGUCUCACAAGUCAGAAUCGUGCGAUACAUCAUGGAAGGCACCGUUGAAGAGAGCAAUGUCCUAUCCCGUCAGCGCAAAAAGCGUCAGCUCGCAGGUGGUGGAUUUAAAAAGCGAAAUCAGGAAGAUCUGGAAUUAUUAAAGGAACAUGUCAAUAAGGAGACCGAGUUGGACUAUCACAACGCUGACUAUGACAUGAUCAUCGAC
Messenger RNA from Penicillium waksmanii, 558 nucleotides. Its product is annotated as C-terminal helicase domain-containing protein. The annotation marks the transcript as partial. Lineage: Eukaryota; Fungi; Ascomycota; Eurotiomycetes; Eurotiales; Aspergillaceae. The record is from RefSeq and is a predicted model, not a curated record. The transcript has 3 exons.